Messenger RNA from Plenodomus lingam JN3, 906 nucleotides. RefSeq lists its product as uncharacterized. NCBI's taxonomy places the organism in Eukaryota, Fungi, Ascomycota, Dothideomycetes, Pleosporales, Leptosphaeriaceae. Gene Ontology annotation, biological process: protein modification process; protein catabolic process. The record is from RefSeq and is a predicted model, not a curated record. Gene Ontology annotation, molecular function: protein-N-terminal asparagine amidohydrolase activity; protein-N-terminal glutamine amidohydrolase activity.
AUGAAAGUCGCCUGUCUCCAAUUCGCCCCGGAAGUGGGCAAAGUGCAAUCCAACAUCGAACGGGCAGAGAAACUUCUCCAAAGCACUCAUAUCCCCUCUGACCUCGACUGGCUCGUCCUCCCCGAACUCGCCUUCUCAGGCUACAACUUCCACUCUCUCGAGGAAAUCCAACCGUUUCUGGAACCCACCACCUCGGGCGUAUCAACGCAGUGGGCCAUCCAAAUCGCCAAACACUACUACUGUCACGUUACCGUGGGUUACCCGGAAAUCGCCACAAACGAGACACCAAAGUCGCAUUACAACAGCACAGUCACCGUCUCACCACAAGGAACGAUACUACACAACUACCGAAAAUCUUUUUUGUACUAUACAGAUGAGACAUGGGCAAGUGAAGGACCAGGGUCCCGUCAGCACACCCUAUCGGACCCCAACUCACCGGAUCCCCCAUUCUUCGUCGGCGAGCUGGGGACGUUGGGCAAAGUGACGCUGGGAAUCUGCAUGGACAUUAAUCCUUACAAAUUCACAUCACCGUGGUCGGACUACGAGUUUGCAAACACGGCGUUGGCGGCACAGUGUCCCAUCAUCUGCGUGAGCAUGGCGUGGCUCUGCCAUCUGACGCCUGCAGAACUGGCGCAGGAUCCAGCGCAGCCGGAUGUAGCAACCGUGGCGUAUUGGGUCGAGCGAUUCCAGCCGAUUGUAGAGGCGCUCGGAGAGAAGCCUAUAUACAUCAUCUUGGCAAAUCGGUGCGGGAUGGAAAAGGGCGUAUGUUUUGCGGGCAGCAGUGCGGUGAUGAAGAUUGAAAACGGGCUUGUCAGUCUGUAUGAGACGGCGGGGAAGAGCGAGGAGAAGUGCUUGGUUGUGGAUCUCGCAGAACGGCCCAAGUUUCAGGUCAGAAGUGCGCGAUAG